GGGGAAUUUAUUCAGCAGAUGGACGGAAGAGGCUAUGCGGUGUGUUAUAGGGCGACCAAGCAGGAAUGCAAAAGGCUACUGAGAAGGAUGUCUCCUCAUGCCAAAGACAACCUGAGAUGCCUGCUGUUUCUCCUCCUAGCAGUCUUGGGACUUUGCUGGAUUCGAUGCAAGUCAGGCCCCCAAACCAGGAGGACAUCUAUUGUCCACCUCUUUGAAUGGCGCUGGACUGAUGUUGCUCUUGAAUGUGACCGUUAUUUAGCACCAAAUGGAUUUGCAGGAAUUCAGAUUUCUCCUCCAAAUGAAAAUCUUGUAAUUACAAGGCCUUGGAGACCAUGGUGGGAAAGAUAUCAGCCAAUCAGCUACAAGAUAUGUUCACGUUCUGGAAAUGAAAAUGAAUUUAGAAACAUGGUGACCAGAUGCAACAAUGUUGGAGUUCAUAUUUACGUUGAUGCUGUAAUCAACCAUAUGUGCAGUUCUGGGGCUGGUUCUGGCUACCGUGGGACCUGUGGGAGCUAUUUCAAUGCAGGGAUCCGAGAUUUUCCUGCAGUCCCAUACUCUAGCUUUGAUUUCAAUGACCAAAUAUGUAAAACACCAAGUGGGGACAUUGAAAAUUACAGCGAUCCUGUGCAGGUUCGUAACUGUCGCCUGCUUGGCCUUGUUGACCUCACACAAAGGAGAGAUGAUGUGUGUUCCAAAAUAGUUGACUAUAUGAACCACCUGCUAGGUAUUGGUGUUGCAGGGUUUCGAAUUGAUGCAUCCAAGCAUAUAUGGCCUCAGGACAUAAAUGCUAUUAUAGGCAAACUAAAUAAUCUAAAUAUACAGUGGUUCCCCCAAGAUUCACGACCUUUCAUCUAUCAGGAGGUAAUUGACAUGGGCGGUGAAGCAGUCCGAAACUAUGAAUACUUCAGAAAUGGUCGAGUGACUGAAUUUCGAUACGGCGCACAACUUGGGACUGUCCUUCGUAAAUGGAACGGAGAAACAAUGGCAAACUUAAAGAGCUGGGGAGAAAACUGGAAUUUGAUGCCUUCUGACAAAGCCAUUGUGUUUGUUGACAACCAUGACAACCAGAGAGGACAUGGGGCUGGUGGAGCUUCCAUUCUCACCUUCUGGAACCCCAGACUCUACAAAAUGGCUGUUAGCUUUAUGCUUGCUCAUCCCUAUGGAUCUACACGAAUAAUGUCAAGCUACAGGUGGCCAAGGCUUAUCCAGAAUGGAACGGAUAUUAACAGUUGGGUUGGACCACCAAGUUACAGUGAUGGAUCAAUUAAACACGUUCCAAUUAACCCAGAUGGUACUUGUGGCAAUGGCUGGGUUUGCGAACAUCGGUUGCAUCAAAUAAGGAACAUGGUGAUAUUCCGAAAUGUUGUUCACAACCGACCUCUCAUACAGUGGUGGGACAAUAACAACAAUCAAGUGGCAUUUGGACGAGAUGGCAAAGGAUUUAUUGUAUUUAAUAAUGAUGACAGGAAUUUGUCAGAAAUGCUACUAACCGGCCUCCCUGCUGGCAUUUACUGCGAUGUCAUUACGGGUCAGAAGGAAGGAAACCACUGUACUGGGAUUCAAAUCCAUGUUGCUGCAAAUGGCAUAGCAAAUUUUCACAUAAGUAGCCAAGCUGAAAAUCCAUUUAUUGCAAUUCAUGUUGAAGCCAAAUUGUAAUCAACUCUCUCCCCCCCCCCCACCGGCUUUGUUCUCUAAAGCUAAAUAAAA
Molecule: messenger RNA, 1707 nt
Organism: Gekko japonicus
Lineage: Eukaryota; Metazoa; Chordata; Lepidosauria; Squamata; Gekkonidae
Product: pancreatic alpha-amylase-like
Exons: 11
Coding region: 19-1656 (545 amino acids)
Biological process (GO): carbohydrate metabolic process
Molecular function (GO): cation binding; alpha-amylase activity
Source: RefSeq, a predicted model, not a curated record